Molecule: messenger RNA, 1386 nt
Organism: Plasmodium inui San Antonio 1
Lineage: Eukaryota; Apicomplexa; Aconoidasida; Haemosporida; Plasmodiidae
Product: succinyl-CoA synthetase beta subunit
Exons: 1
Coding region: 1-1386 (461 amino acids)
Biological process (GO): succinyl-CoA metabolic process; tricarboxylic acid cycle
Cellular component (GO): mitochondrion; succinate-CoA ligase complex
Molecular function (GO): ATP binding; succinate-CoA ligase (ADP-forming) activity
Source: RefSeq, a predicted model, not a curated record
AUGAUCAAUCUCAGGAGAGAAACGAAAUUUAUUCUCAAGCUGCGGAGGAGCAUGGGGCACUGCACAUCUCUAAAUAAUGGGAAAGGAAAAUGGACAGUCCGUUCCGGAAUGACGAGCCACCACGCCGUCACAACGAAACGACACCUAAGCAUCCACGAAUAUUUGUCAAUAAAUCUGUUGCGAAACAAUAAGAUUCCAUGUGCACAAGGGUACGCAGCGAAAACUCCAGAGGAAGCAGAGGAGAAGGCACUGGAGCUGCAAAAUCGCUGUGGAGACAUCGACUUAGUAAUCAAAGCGCAGAUACUGAGUGGAGGAAGAGGAGUAGGAUACUUUAAAGAAAACAAUUUCGAAGGAGGAGUUCACAUUUGUCGAAACAGUACAGAAGUGAAAGAAGUAGCGUCGAAGAUGUUAGGCAACACAUUGGUGACGAAGCAGACAGGAGAGGAGGGAAAAAAGUGCAACACGGUUUUUAUAUGCGAGCGUUUUUACAUAAGGAAGGAAAGGUAUGUUGCUUUUCUACUGGACCGAAGUUCCGAUGGGAUAGUCCUCCUCGGAUCAUCCAUGGGAGGUUCCUCCAUCGAAGAAAUUAGCAAAAAGAAUCCCGAUGCUAUACAUAAGAUGAACAUAGAUGUACAAAACGGGUUCAGUAAUGGCCAGGCACGUGAAUUUUGUGAAAAAAUUGGGUUCAAAAAUACCGAGCUAGAUAUCGCCACAGAUGUAAUAGCCAAUUUGUACAAAAUUUUUAAGCGAUACGAUUGUACGCUGCUCGAGAUUAAUCCUUUUUCCGAGACGAACGAUGGAAGAGUCCUCUGCUGUGAUGCCAAACUAAACUUUGACGACAAUGCGGAGUACCGACAGAAGGAGAUAUUUCAGCAGAGGGAUCUCUCCCAAGAAAAUGCAGAAGAGGUAGAAGCCAAGAAAUUUAACUUAAAUUAUGUUUCCCUCGAUGGGAACAUUGCCUGCAUGGUCAAUGGGGCAGGCCUAGCCAUGGCUACCUUAGAUCUUAUCGUACUGCAUAAUGGCUCCCCUUGCAACUUCCUGGAUGUUGGUGGCGGCGCAACGGAGGACGAAAUUACAGAGGCGUUAAAAAUAAUCAACCAGAAUGCCAAGGCUAAGGUAUGCUUCAUUAAUAUCCUAGGGGGUAUCAUGCGAUGUGACAUCAUUGCGAGGGGAAUUAUCAAGGCAUGCAAAGAUACUGCCUUUGGUAAGCCACUUAUAAUUAGGCUGGAGGGGACAAACCAGGACGAGGCGGAGCAGCUUCUGCGCCAGUCCGGUAUCAAGUGCAUCUUCUGCCAGGACAUGAACGUCGCCGCGCAGAAGAGCGUGGCCAUGGCCAACAUCAUUGAGACCGCCGCGCGGGUCGACGUGCAGAUCGCCUUUACGUGA